This is a messenger RNA of Aspergillus fijiensis CBS 313.89, 1406 nucleotides long. Its product is annotated as BTB/POZ domain-containing protein. The coding region runs from base 55 to 1152 and encodes 365 amino acids. Lineage: Eukaryota; Fungi; Ascomycota; Eurotiomycetes; Eurotiales; Aspergillaceae. The record is from RefSeq and is a predicted model, not a curated record. The transcript is spliced from 2 exons.
GCUAACUGCGCACUCUCCCAUACUGCAUCUGAAUUGAUCCUUACACUUAUCUGAAUGAGCAUGAUGAGUGUUACCGACCUGUCAACCCACAUUAUCGACUCUGACGGCGAUGUGGUGAUCGUCUUACAGGAUUCCAAUCAUGCGUUUGCGCCCUGGAAUGAGGCCGGAUCCCCGGAGAUGGCUCGUCCAGCUUCGUCAUUAGCCAUCGAUGGGGAUGAUGAGUAUCAGGAGAAUUCCAACGUAGAACCUGUCGAAACCGCCGGUGACUACAAAAAACCGCCGACAAAAGAGGUUCACCGUAUCUUAGUAUCCGGAAAACAUCUAGCUCUCGCGUCAUCCUACUUCAAGAAGAUGCUCCGCGGGACGUGGAAAGAGACCACCUCUCACCUCCCAGCAGACCCCCUGGAGUUAGCCGCCAAAGGCUGGGAUUUGGAAGCACUCUUGAUCGUCCUCAAGGUAUUGCACUGCCAAAGCUCACAGAUCCCGAGGAAACUGAGCUUAGAGAUGAUCGCCAAGAUCGCGGUCGUGGCGGACUACUACCAGUGCAAGGAAGCGCUGGAAUUCUUCUCGCAGACUUGGCUCGAGUCGCUGGCCCAAGAGCCACCAAACACUUACUGCAGGGACCUCUUUUUGUGGAUCUGGAUCUCGUGGUUCUUCGGUCGCCAGAGUCAGUUCCGACAAACCACCUCGACGGCGGCGUCGCGGAGCACCUCGCCUGCAGCCAGCCUCGGCUUACCAAUUCCUGGCGCAAUCAUUGGUCUCAUCAAUGCAACGCGAACCACGGCCAUCGCCGCCAUUCUGCACGGACUGUACAGCACGCUGGAUCGGCUCCUCGACGACCGCUAUUGUAGCUUUGAGUGCAACGCCAUGCUGUAUGGAGCUCUCAGUAAGAGGAUGCAUUCGAGCGGUCUGCUAUACCCCAGGCCCGUGGCGCCUUUUCUGGGUAUAAGUCAUGAAGAGCUUGUGCAGCAGGUGUUGUCCUUCGAACCCCCAAAGUGGACCUUAUGGUACGACGAUCGUCCACACAGAUGCGCUCAGUCUUCCUUCAAGGACCUCCUGGGCAAUCUAAAUACUUCCAUCUCCGGACUGGAUCUUUUUAAGAUGGGAACAUUGUGCACCCAUGAUGAGGUGGACACCCUAGUGCGCUCAUAGCGCCGCAAUGAAUUCAAGUCAAAAAGGCCAAGUCGACAAUUCAACCAGAGAGAAGUGUAUUCAAGAAUCGUCUUAGUCUCGAGCGUGAUUGAUCGCAAAUUAUGGGUGUUUGUAGCUCGUGUAGCCUGGUUCUGGUAAAGUUAGUUAGUGGCCCUUGACCGAGGGUGGGGGGGAAAGCCUGCAACCUACGGAGGCAAUCUACACUCCAUUGGCCUUUUUUGACUCUAUCGUCUAACACGAUGCCUAAGAGAAAC